CUUGAUCGAAUCAAAGAUGGCUGCCUCCACAUCCGACGAUGAAACAAUAAUUCGUAAAAGGUUGCUUUUUGAUGGUGAUGGAGGCGGAGAUGACAGAAGAAUAAGUAAUUUAUUGAAGACUUUUAUAAAGUGGUGUCACUCUAGUGGAACAGAUGAAGAAUGUACUGCCACGUAUCAGAGGAUGUUGUCCACUUUGACCCAGUGUGAAUUCUCUAUGGAGAAAACAAAAAUGGUGUAUGAUAUGAAUCUUAGAGAGAUGGCAAAAUAUGAACAAAUUUAUAAAGAUAUUGAAAAAGCAAUCAGUGACGCACAUCAUACUAUUUCCUCAAGUAAAUCUGAGUUGCAACAUGCCAAGCGUGUGAGGAAGAAUCGACAAGAAUAUGAUGCAUUAGCUAAAGUUAUACAGAAACAUCCAGAUAGACAGAAAACACUGAAGAAACUAGAAGAAUUGGACAGGCACUUGUCUUCACUGACAGAACAGAAAGCUGCUCUUGAGAAUAAGCAACGGUUAGGCUGCGAUCCUGGAGCUUGUUGCUCCUAUGAGGGCCUUUUGCGGGUCCCUCAGUGGAUUCCUCCUCGCAGCGUGUCAGGGUUUGCCUCAGAGAUUUGUGCUGUGGUUGAGGACCUGCCAGGACAAAUUGCAUCCCUUGCAGGUUGGGUAGACCAAAUGCAGGGGGAGCAGGUUGCCUCCACUGCAGUUGCACCUUGCUUAGCAAGCCGGAAGAAGCACACCAGCAAACGAUAUUCGCGUUCAAGGGAUGCUUCCUCCUGGGAUCCCCCCAAUCCAAGCCCCGACCUUCCCAUCAUUUUUGGGAAGCAGGUGGGGCACAGACUGGUGGUACCUAGACCUAGUCCACAGGCGGCCGACAGAGGGCUGGCCAUCAGGCCUCCGAUUUCACAGGGGACCAUGCAGGGCAGGACAUUUGUUUUGUACCCCCUCUCCACUAUGCCAGCCAGGAAUCCGUCUGUCACAGAACCCGCUCAUCACACCAUGCCAUAG
Messenger RNA from Saccoglossus kowalevskii, 1000 nucleotides. RefSeq names its product THO complex subunit 7 homolog. Gene Ontology annotation, cellular component: THO complex part of transcription export complex. Lineage: Eukaryota; Metazoa; Hemichordata; Enteropneusta; Harrimaniidae. The record is from RefSeq and is a predicted model, not a curated record. Gene Ontology annotation, biological process: mRNA processing; mRNA export from nucleus.